AUGAAGAGGAUCUUCGGGUUCGGAAAGAAGAAGAAGGGGCAGCCGCCGCCCGGCAGCGCCUCACAGCCCAGCCCCACCGGUGCCUACGAGCUGCAGCUGAAGGACCUGGGCAAGCUGCACCGUGCGGCUGCCAGCGGCGACUUGGCCCAGGUGCGGCGGGGACUGAAGAAGUACGGCAUCGACGGGCGCGACAAGGCCGAGCGGACACCUCUGCAUCUUGCUUGUGCAAACGGCCAUGUGGAUGUUGUUGCAUAUCUAGUAGAAAACAAAUGUAACCUGAAUCUUUUUGACAGCGAUAACAGAUCACCACUCAUGAAGGCAGUACAGUGCCAGCAAGAAAAAUGUGUGGCUAUUCUGCUAGAGAAUGGUGCAGACCCUAAUCUGGCAGAUACUGAUGGCAACACUGCCCUGCACUUGGCUGUCAUAUCUCCUAAUACAUCUGUAGCAGGGCUAUUACUUCAGCAUGAUGCCAAUAUUGAUGCUCAAAAUAAGGAGGGAUAUACCCCCCUUAUUCUUGCUGUCUCUGAACAUCAGGAAGAGAUAGUAGAUUUUCUCCUUGGAAAAGGAGCUGAUGUGCAUGCUCGAGAUCGGUGCAAAAGAACACCACUUAUGGCUGCUGCUUCUGAUGGGCAGACUAAUUUAAUAGAAGUUCUUCUCCGAUAUGGUGCGGAUGUUUCCCAUAAAGAUGCUAAUGGAUGGACAGCUGAGAAUUAUGCUCUUAUUCAUGGACAUUCUAGUCUUGGAGAACGACUGGCAGAACACACAGACUGGAAAAAUGCAGAAGCUUCUGCAGAUGUACUUAGCACUCCUCUCCGGACAGGAGCUGUUGGCUUGACAUUGGGUGCACCUGCUGUGGACAGAGCAUGUCAAAUUAAUGUUUCAACAGCAAUAGAUGACCUUUCGGAAGGAGACUCAAUAAGAAGCUCUGAGAAACUGGGGAGUGAUGACAGCUGCCAUACUUCCGAGGAAGAAGAGCUUCAUUUUACCCCCAAGAAGCUGCAGAAGCCAAACUUGACACUGUUAAUGAAUGCUUCCCAGCAGUUCAGGAAUUAAUAUGAUGGUGAUGGUUCUUUAGUUCAAAGCCUGAAGUCACCAGAGAAAAGCCUCAAACUAAAAGCCCCAUCAAAUGCAAACCUGAACAAAGAAUGUGGAGAGUUGCUGAAUCAAGAUGUUUCAGAUGCUAGCAACCUGGAGGAAGAAGAAUUGGAGGAGGAGGAGGAGGAGGAGGAGGAGGAAGAGGAAGAGGAGGGAGAGCAAGAAGAUUAUGAAAAUGACAGUGGCGAUGAGGAGGAAGAAGAGGAAGAGGAAGAAGAAGAGGAAGAAGAAGAGGAGGAUCUUACUCAAGAUAAAAAGGAGGAGGCAGAUCUGGAAGAUGAAAAAUCUCAGUCUAAUCACAUACUGGAGGAAGAGCAGGGGGAGAAAACAGAACUUAAAGGGGAAAUUAAUCCAAGAUUGGAGUAUUUUAUUCACCCUAAGUAUGAAGAGCAAAAUCGGUGUGGAACUGAAGAUGUUUGUGAUGAUGAUAAAAUAAGUAAAGAACUUGAUGAAAAGGGGGAGGAAUCUGUGGAUACUCCUGUAUCUUUUAUAGAUGGGUGUUAUGAAGGGUUGCAAGAAAAUGUAACUGCCAUGUCUCCCAAGAUAAUGAAUAAUGAAGUAACUUGCAAGUCAGUACCAAAACAAGCUGUCUUUCAAAGUCGAAAUAACUUGCAAGAUACACAAGAAAGCUGGAACAUGGAAAGCAUGUUUCAGGAUAAGUUUCACAGAAAUUCUGAUUCUUGUUUUGCAGGCUCUGAAGUGACAGACUGGAAAAAAGAGAUACUUCAGCCUUUCUCAGAUAGUUGUGGUCUUAAGGAUAAGAAGUCAAGCUUUGGUGAUGCUUUUGAAGGCGGUAAUAAUUCUCUGUCAGCAGCAAAAAACCCAGGGCUUGAAAUUCAAAAAACAAACCCUGUAGUUCUUGAAUAUGUGGAUGAUGAAGACAUGGAAGAAGAGCAAUAUGAAGAAGUAGAUGGUAAAGUCUGUGAAGCACUGAUACAGGAAAAUAAAAACUUGCACUUAAUUAGUCAUGAAGAAAAUUUAAGAGCAGCAUCUCAAUCAAGGAUCAAAGAAGAAUCAUCUGAACAGGAGAAAAAGGAGGAGGAGCAGAAGGAGAAAGAAACUAGUGAGAAGCUACAAACUGAAGUUCUUGAGGGUGCAAAAAAUUCAAUUUAUGAUCAUGACAGUCAUCAAGUCCACAGUGCUGCAAAAGACAACCCCGGUGAGAGAGAUGAGUUAGUAAAUACUGAUCCCAGUGCCCUUCCAGCAGAGGGAGCAGAGGAAGAGGAAGAUUCUGAAUCUCCCUGGGAUUCUGAGACAGAUUGUGGAAGUCUGAGAAAAGUAACAUCUGGUGUGUUUCUCCCAGCUACAGACAUGCACGGAACAUACUCACAGAUUGUUGCAGGGGAAUGCAACAAUGGUUUAUUGGAGAAACCCAACAAUUCACAGCUGAAGAGUCCUGAACCUGUUUUGGAAGUGAAUGAAACCUCUCCGAAAAAAAGACAGGAGGAGUCAGAUCUGUUGCAGGAAUUUGAUUUAGAAGAUGCAGAGGAUAUUGAAGAUGAGCAUUCAGGAUCUAGCUUUCAUAUGUCAUCCUGUGAAAAAGAGGACAUCAAGGAUGCCAUUGAAAACUAUGGUGUGCAGGAUAAAUAUAUUCUAGAAACUACCAACUUGAUAGAAAAAGCAGCACGUGAAACUCACACUGACAAAGCAGAAGUUUCACAUCAGGAAGAAAAUGAGGAAUUGCACUGUUCUGACAAGCAGUUAAGUCCAGAUCAUUGGGAAGAAAGAUAUGAAAAAAUGUGGGUUGAAAAUGAGAAAAAGGAAUUGAAAACAAAUUUUAAAAACAUUACAGCAGAGCUGAAGCAGCUGUUUGGUGAAAUUAAUGAAACUGGGAAAGCUUCUGUUGUGAAAGAAAUGUCAGAGGAUGGCUUCAGUGAAGUACUGAAGAGUUCUCAUGUUGCUACAUCUCAUGUGACAGAAUCAAGUAAUAAGUUAGAAAGUAAAGGUGAAUGUGGAGAUACUAAACUUGUGCUCAACAGACAAGUACCCAAAAUGGAAAUGGUAAUUCCAAGUCUUGUUGUCCUUCAAGACAAAAAUAACUUAAACACAAAUAUGGACGAUACCUGGAGUGUAGAUGAAAAUGAUGGCACAAACAAUACAGAUGAUACAAAGGUGCCUCUAGCAAAAGGAGAGGAAAAGAAAAUGCCUACUAUGAAAAUGGAAGAGAAUAAAAGUGGAAGUUGUAGACAUGUAGAGGGAAGUCCUGAAUACUCCUUGAGACGUAGCUUAAAAACAAGUAUUUUGGAUGGCAUUUCUAAUACUCUUCUUAAAACCAGACCUGUUUCUACAAGUGAUGAAAAUGCAUUUUCGGUAACAGAAAGGAAACUUGGAAAAUACUCUGGAUUUAAUGAUGAUAUUCCCAGGGACUGCCUUAUCAACAGUAAUAAAAUCAGAGAAACUGAAAUGGAGAGUCUUUUUGCAAAUGCUCAGCAAUCAUGUGGCAUGCUGAAAUGGAAUCUUGACGAAGAAUUAAAACAAGAUAUGGAAAGAUUUAAGAGUAAGGUAGGAAUGUUGCAAAUGGUAUUCCUGGCUUUGGAGAAAGAGAAGGUACAGCUGCAAAAAGAGGUAGAAAAAGAAAAAAGCAAACAAAAAUGUUUCAAAGCACAAGAGGUGCCAAAACAGGAAGAUCUUGAUAAAUUACAUACACCUCCAGGGAACGCUGCUAAUCAGCAAGUUAAGCAAAAGCUUACUGUAAGGAAGAAUGGCCAUUUGAAAAUGGAGAAUGGAAACACUAUGGAAGAAAAAGACAAAAAAACCCUUUUAUCUGAAGAGAGAUCAACAUUGGUUAAAAUGCCAAUGAAAAGUACAUUUGCCCUGAAUGCCAAAGCUGCAAAACAAAAGAAAAGACAGACUUCAAAGCAGAAGGCUAAUCAGCACAUGAACUCUUCCAGUGGGAAUACUUUUCAAGUACUGGAUGAUAGCAUUUCCAGUGAAACUUCACAAGAUGAAGGAAGACUUGCAGCAAAAACAAGGAGUGAAAAAAAGAAGGCCAGCAUGCAAAUGGAUGUAUCUGAUGACCUUGAUUUAACACACUCAUCCAACACAACUUCAGAGGACAUCAAAUUACCAACUUCAACGUACAAAAAGGCUGUGUUGCUAUUAGAACAGCUUAGUGUGGAUCACUCAGGUUCUACUGUUUCGCAAAUUCAAGACAUACUUCUUGAAUAUGAACAGAUAAUAGAACAUGAAAGAAAUUUAUAUGUAACUGUCUGCAGAGAAGUAAAGAAACUGGAACGUGAAAAGGAGUCAUCACAGUUAACAGCGAAAGAGACAUUGGCACAGCUAGAAAUGGAAAGGAAAAAUGAUAUCCAAAGCCUUAAACUUACUUUGCAAGAAGAAGAGGAAAAAAGGCUCACAGUCGAAACACUAUAUAAGAGAACAAGAGAAAAACUCAGAAGAAAAGAAGAUCAAUAUUGUAAAGAGAUGAAGGAGAAAGAGCAACUUGAGUUACAAUCAAGGAAUUUAGAAAUGGAGUUAAUAACAUUGAAAAAGCUUUUGAAAGAGGUUGAAGAAGAGCGUGAUGAAACACAGAGACAACUCUCUCAGGAAAAGAGCGCCAGAGCCCUGCAAGAAGGAAUUCUGAAUAACCACCUUUGGAGACAGAAGGAACUAGAGGAAGAGACAAGAAGAACUAUAAGAAAAAAUUCAGAGGAAUCCGACAGUGAGAGAGAAAAGGACCUGUUGUACAAAAAUCACUUGCUGCAAGAUGAGAUUGCUAUGCUAAGACUAGAACUUGAUCAAGUAAGACUUAGGCACCAGGAGGAAAAAGGAAAAUAUUUAGAGGAAAAUGAGACUUUGAAAGAAAAAAACGAAGAUCUCAAAACAGAACUUAAACUGAACAAGGAAGCCUUAACACAAACAGUUUUUCAGUACAACGGACAGCUGAACUUAGUAAAGACAGAGUCUGCAGUGCUAACUUCUGAACUUGAGCAGGCAAAAGAAAACAAAGACAGGCUAGAGAUAGAAAUUGAAACAUUUCGUGCCCGCCUGAACUCUACUGUUCAAGAACUUGAACGUCAUCAGUCAUCUAAAAGUGAUGUUGAACGAGUAUUUCAGAAAGACCGUGAUGAAUGGCUUCGCUUGAAGGACAAGCUCCAUCAUGACCUCUCUGAUGUGCGAAAAGACAACAAGAGCCUGUCUCAGCAGCUGAGCAAAGCCGAAAGCAAAGCUAAUUGUCUAGAAAAUGAGCUUCAUCAGUUGAAACAAGCACUUGGAGAAAAAUCACUGCUUUUAGAAAUGACACAAAAAGAAUUAAAUCAAGCCCAGUGUCAGGCAAAGGAAUGUGAUCAUGCUCGACAACUUGAGAAAGAUCAAGUAAGCAAAUUUAUAAUAAAGCAGGAGUCUAUGCAGGAACGAUUGGCCCAACUCCAGAGUGAAAACCUUUUGCUCCGUCAGCAACUGGAAGAUAUGCAGAACAAGGGGAUGGUUAAGGAAAAACAAGUGAAUGAUGUGCAGGACCGGUUUAAUGAUAUCUUCAACAAGCUCAGAGCUGAUACUGAAAAGCAAGUUUACCUAGUGGAAGAGAGAAACAAGGAAUUAAAUGCCAAGUGUACUGAUUUAAGAGAACAAAUCUGUAAAUAUGAAACUGACAAAGCAGAGAGAGAGGGCAUGGUCAGACAGCUGCAGCAGGAGCUUGCAGAUGCUCUUAAAAAGCAAUCUAUGUCAGAAGCUUCACUCGAAGUUACUACACGCUACCGCAGUCACUUGGAGGAAGACAAAUCAUGCUUACAAAAGGAACUGAAAAAGGUUAAAAACAAGUUGGAGGAGUUGGAAGAACAGCACCUCCAGUCUGAACAUUGUGUUCGUGACUUGAAGACUGCAUUGGAUGAUAAAGAAAGAGAACUAACAGCUUGCUCCCAGAAACUCCAGGACCUCCUAUUGGCAUCCUCUGGGACUAAUACUACUAUAAAACAACUAGAAGAACACAUCCAGCGCCUUGAAAUUGAAAAUGCCCGAUUGGAAGCCACAGUCCAACAACAAAGCACUAGGAUUGAAGCGCUUCAGAGAGACCUGCAAGUCUCUGCCUCAGUUCAUAACCGCUUGGAAGACUUGAUAACUGGCUUCCAGACAACACAGGCAGCUGUAGACUAUCACCACCCGCUGCAGAUGCAAAAGCAGAAUGUGGUGUCCCUGAUGCCAAAGGAUAGUGUGUGGGAAGAGCAAUUGAAGUCAAUAACCCACCUUGAAGAGCGUGUUGCUCAGCUUGACAGGGAAAAGGCUGAUCUCUUAGAACAGUGUGAGAGUGAAAGAAAGAAAGUGAAAAAGCUGGAAGAAUUGAAACACCCAGUUGAACUGCGUUUGGACCAAGAAAUUAAAAGAAAUGCUGAUCUGCAGAAAAACUGUAAGAGGUUGAAGAGGCUUCUCACUGGAGCUGUGAAGAAGGUACAACUCUAUGAAGAGAGAGAGAUGGAGUCCCAGCUGAAUUUGCAGGGAGAAAUGAAGAACAGGUCUUCUAAAUUGGUCAAUGAAAUUGGUGAACUAAGAGCAAAGGUUGGUGAACUUUCCCAGCAGCUGGAGAUAAAGUCUAAGAAAUGCAUGCAAUUAGAAGUACAAAAUCAGGAUUUGCAAGAAGAGUUGUCCACCAUGCGUGGGAACCAUGAAAAACUGGAGAAGAGCAAAUGCCAGCUGAAAGAAGAGGUGGCUGACCUUAAACAUCGUUUGGAGACUAGCAUGGGCCAAAUAGAGCAAUAUAAAAGAGUGGUGGAUGAACGAGCUGACCAAGAAAUAAGGCAAAAACUACAAGAAGUCAAUGUGUUUUUGCAGACACAGGCGGCCUCUCAUGACCAAAUAGAACAAAUCAGAGCCAGUCAUCAUGCUUCAAUGAGAAACCAGCUAAAACAGACAAUUAAAGAUUUCGAACGUGAAUUGGACAGGAUAAAAAGUACCCAACAAGACAGUAUUUUUCAAAAAGAAUCCACACAGGCAGAAGUGCAAAAGUACAAAGAACUGUAUCUGGAGGAAGUGAAAAUUAGAGGACGCCUAGCAAAUAAACUGGAAAGAGCUAAUGAGAAACUAGCAGAAGCCAAUGCCAAACUCCUUCAGGUGCGCCACAGAAGCAAGUCUUUAAUCACAAGCAGCUUUGCCAGUGGAGAUCUGGCUGCAAGUCCAGUUCUGUAUUCAACUGAACUGGGACAUCUUGGCAACAGUUUGGCACUGAACAGAAGUUUAAGUCUAGGAGGAAGCUUCCUAAGUCCAGCCAGGAUCGCAUUAUCAUCAAGAAAGAGUGUUGAAGCUUUCGUGGCUAAGGUACGACAGGAAAUGGAUGAAAAAAUCACUAAAGAACUUGAACAGGCUACUGUUGAACUUCAAACUGGAUCUGCUGGAGCUUCUCCCAUGGUAUCUGCUGAUGGAUCUUCCAAAAAUUUCUGUGUUGAUCAGGAUCCUCUUAGCAGGGCAAUACAGGAGUACCGUGAUGUUUUAACCAAAAAUUACAUGAUUCGAUAA
Messenger RNA from Indicator indicator, 7539 nucleotides. RefSeq names its product ankyrin repeat domain containing 26 (gene ANKRD26). The transcript has 38 exons. The record is from RefSeq and is a predicted model, not a curated record. Gene Ontology annotation, molecular function: protein binding. NCBI's taxonomy places the organism in Eukaryota, Metazoa, Chordata, Aves, Piciformes, Indicatoridae.